AUGAACGUAUUUCCUGUUGGCUCGCGCGUCUUGUUUUAUGACUCGUCGGGGCGUAUUGUGGGAGGUGUCGUGGAGUCCACGAGUCACAUGGCAGAUGGUACUCAAAUGGUUCUUGUCAAGCGCGAUAGCGGAGGGGGCUGCAAGUGUGUCUCCUGGUUAGUUGGAGGAAAUGUCGAAGAUGGGGAGGACAACUGGGAUAAAGCCCAUAUAGCUAAAGGCCCUUAA
Desarmillaria tabescens is the source of this 225-nucleotide messenger RNA. RefSeq lists its product as uncharacterized. The record is from RefSeq and is a predicted model, not a curated record. Bases 1 to 225 code for a protein of 74 amino acids. Lineage: Eukaryota; Fungi; Basidiomycota; Agaricomycetes; Agaricales; Physalacriaceae. The transcript is spliced from 4 exons.